AGAGAGGCCUAAGUGGGCAAGCUGAGGCAGCAGAGACCAGCAGCAUGGUGAGAGGAUCUGCAUCUGACUGAGGCCGAGGCCAGGGGCAGAGCAGGUGACAGAAACCUUUAACUCUCUUCCAUAUGGCAGGAAUCUCUGGAUUUGUUCCUCCAAGCUGUGCUGUAGUGUUUCAGCACUCAAAAAGGCACAAGUGGGACCUGCGCGUCUCUUAGGAUUGCUUUGUUUGCAUCAGUUUUGUUCCAGAUCAGAAAUUGUGUGUCCUGCCAGCUGCCUAUGUGCUGAAUGAGUAGCUGCAGCCAGGGACAGAUUCUAGCUGAAAUGGAGUGUACUGUGCCUGAGUGCUGGAGCACUGGGUCGUAUUAGCAGAGACCUGCUCUGAAGUCCUUAUGUGUCACUAGGCUGUCAGGGAGCAAACUACAAGGUAAUAAUGUCUGACCUGAGCCAGAGCAACUGCAGAAGAAUACAGGUGUUACUCCAGGAUCGUAGGGCUUUAUAAGGAUGCAAAGGAUAGGGAAGAAAUGUGUCUUGUAGGUUCAAUAGGACUGCAACCAAACCCUUUUAGAACAGCUGGUAGUGUAACUGUGUGCUGAUUUUGUUUAAUUUUCCAUCCCCACAGGCCCUGAGCUCAGCCUGCUGAUAAACUAUGAUAUGGAGAUUCCUUUCUGUGGCACCAGGCCCUCGCAGUGCUGCAAACCCUUUUCAACAGGCAGUAUUUUGGAAUGGGGAAGGCAGGGAGAUUGCUCUCAGGCCCCUUGUGCAACCUGGAAGAGAUGAAAGUUCAGCCAGAUGGGCUCAAGUAUAGGGAGAUAAAUGCUGCACAAGGGCCUCCGCUGGUGCUAAUGCCUCACGGCACUGGUGGGUGAGGGGGGAAGCAGCUGCACCCGCUACCCAGGAGUUUUGGUGAGACAGAGCAACAACCACAGCCAUCCCCACUUCCUUCCUGGAGGUUUAUUUCUGUUUGGGGGAUUUUCCCCCAGCUCCAAGGGAGGAGCAGGGAGCAGCAGAGCCUGCAGGAAAGCUGGACAGAGAGGAGUUAACUCCAAACCCAACCUCAGGGAGAGGGAAAAAAAAAAAACAACAGAGAACUAUGGAUCAGCAGCAAGAGCAGAGGGAGGGAAAAAGGGGGAGUCAGAGAGAGAGGAGAGGAGCUCCAGAAGAAGAGAGAGCAGAGCUGGUGGUGGGCAGGGGGAGGCAGCGGAGCACCAGGCAGGAGUGACUGGGAUGACAGAGCUGCCCAGAUAAAGUCUUCUGUGGUCUGCAUCCUCCCGCUACCACUGCCGUGGACUGGAACAGAGGUCUCCCCCUAAGCGAGUGGCAAAGCUGCAGGCCCUUCCUCAAAAAGGUCCCUGCAGUGUGACAGGAAGAUGCCAGGGGAAUUGAACAUCUCUUCUGACAGCCCGGAGCUACGAGCAGCAGGGAUUAUUGUGCCCAUCAUCUUCUCCCUCAUCUUCCUUGUGGGUACUGUGGGAAAUGGGCUGGUGCUGGCUGUGCUGCUGUGGAAUGGCCAAGUCAAGUACUCCACCACCAACCUCUUCAUCCUCAACCUGGCUGUGGCUGACCUGUGCUUCAUCAUCUGCUGUGUCCCUUUCCAGGCCACCAUUUACACCCUGGAUGGGUGGCUCUUUGGGGCCUUUGCCUGCAAGGCCGUGCAUUUCCUGAUUUACCUCACCAUGUAUGCCAGCAGCUUUACCCUGGCUGCUGUCUCUGUUGACAGGUACUUGGCCAUUCGCUAUCCACUGAAGUCCCGGGAUCUCCGCACGUCCCAAAAUGCAGGAGUGGCCAUUGUGGUAAUCUGGUCACUGUCGCUGCUCUUCGCAGGGCCUUACCUCAGUUACUACCAGAUAAUCCAUUACCAUGGUGUGCCCAUCUGUGUCCCCAUCUGGGAGGACCAGCGCCGAAAGGUUCUGGACAUCCUCACAUUUGUAUUUGGAUACCUGCUGCCUGUGACCGUGGUGAGCCUGGCAUACUCUAGGACCAUCAAGUUCUUGUGGACUUCUGUAGACCCCAUAGAAAGAAUCUCAGAGUCUCGGAAAGCCAAGCGUAAGGUCACCAAGAUGAUUGUCACAGUAGCCAUCCUGUUCUGCCUCUGCUGGCUGCCCCACCACCUGGUCAUCCUCUGCUUCUGGUUUGGCCACUUUCCCUUCAACCGGGCCACUUACGCUUUCCGCCUGGCUUCCCACUGCCUUUCCUACACCAACUCCUGCCUCAACCCCAUUGUCUACGCCCUUAUCUCCAAGCAUUUCCGCAAACAUUUCAAGCAGGCCUUCACCUGCCUCUUCUUCCAGAACAAGAUCAGGAAAAAGAAGAAGAGGGUUGAAAGGAAAGUCCGUAUGGUCAACGUGGAAAGAGGUUUUCCCAACAGGACAGAUUUCUAUGGAGGCAACAGUGAGGUGACCCAAACCCCAGAGGAGAACACCAGGAAGAGGGACCAUGAGGGUGCCAGUCAUGCCAGAGCAUGGACUCAGCAGGUACAAGGUGCCAUGGUCUCUGUUCAGAAGGAGAUACUGGAGGAGGAAAUUUUGGCAACAGCUGGCCAUUCCCUAGAUGUGACUCCUCUAAGAGGAACUGUUGGACAAGACCAAGAAGAAGCCCUAGAAAAGGGCUAGAGAGGCAAGAAAGAAGUCUAUAUUGGCAUCACAUUUUCUGACCACAUCACAGUGGUUUUGCUUUCCUCCAGGAUCAUCAUGCCCAUGCCUUAUCCCCACUGAGAUGGUUUUAUGUUGGCAGUGAGAGAUGAGCUCACUCAGACCCAUUAAACUGAGUUCAAGUCCCCCAGAACUCCUCAAGCACCUCCUCCAUGAUCCUGUAGUCAUGUCUGAGAUCUGCCAUCAUCCCAACUCUAUAUUCACAGUAAACUUUAAGCGACUGCAACAGUCGUCCUUUUCUUUAAUUAUGUAUGGUGUUUUAUUAGUGCUGUGUGGAUCCUGAAUAUGUAACCCUUAAUGUGAGGCAGAUUUGCACCUGUAAUUUCUU
Molecule: messenger RNA, 2973 nt
Organism: Vidua chalybeata
Lineage: Eukaryota; Metazoa; Chordata; Aves; Passeriformes; Viduidae
Gene: GALR3
Product: galanin receptor 3
Exons: 6
Coding region: 1365-2606 (413 amino acids)
Biological process (GO): neuropeptide signaling pathway; adenylate cyclase-modulating G protein-coupled receptor signaling pathway
Cellular component (GO): membrane
Molecular function (GO): galanin receptor activity
Source: RefSeq, a predicted model, not a curated record